AUGCGAUUGAUUAAUUAUUUUAUAAUUCUGAUAAUUAUCGCUAACUCAAUCCAAUGUGUUAGAAUUCGAAGGAAUCGAAAGUAUGGAAGACAACCUAGCACAACUGUCGAGACAAAUGGAACUUUGCCAUUGGAAUUGUCUGAUUUAAAAAUAGAAAACGUGACUGAAAUAUUCGUUACACAAAAUCCUGACACAUCUUCAAUUACACUAAAGGAAGUCGAAAGUCUUGUGGAUAAUUUUAAGUCAUCGAAGUAUGAAAAUUUUACAAAAGCAGUGCCAAUUUACAGUGUCAGACAGUUUUCUGAGAAGGCACGGAUAAUAAAUAUUGAAGCAGAAAGACAUUCGGAAUUGAGGGAUCUUGAGCUGGAGUGCAAAUUUGGAAAUGUCUCAGAUUACUUAUCAGUUGAGACUCCUGGAAGGAAAUUCUACACAUGCGAAAGUUUCAAUUUACGUGUCACGACAGACAAUACUUACAUCACAUCUGUUGCCGGCGAACAUAAAGAAUCAAUGGAGAAUCACAAUGUCAUCUUAUUCCGCAAUAUAUUUUCAAAAUCAAGAUUCUUACCAAAUGGAAUUGGAAAUUUCUUCCCAAACUUGCUUCAUCUAUAUGUCCCGAGUUCACGCUUAAAAUUCAUAAAUCGCAGAAACUUUAUCAACAUGAUGGAUUUACACACAUUAGAUGUUCGUUAUAAUGAAAUAGAGACAUUACCAAACGAUGUAUUUUUAGACUUGUUUAAUCUUGAAAUACUCUCGUUAAGCGGAAACUUUUUGAAGCGACUUCCACCAAAUGCAUUCAUAAACUUACACAAUUUACGCUACAUUGAUGUGAGCGAUAAUGAAAUAACAAUUUUUGAUGAUGAAAUUUUAUCGACGAAUCUGGAAUUGCAGGAAAUGCUGUUUGAUCAUAAUCGAAUUAAAGACAUUAAGGCUAAUUUUGAGCGAUUUAAAGACAUUGGAUUUAUUGAUUUAAGAGGGAAUUUAUGCAUUGAUACACUGUAUUUAAAGGAUCAUCCAGAUUAUCCUUUACUGUUUGAGUUUCAAGAGGAAAUCAAUUACAAUUGUACACAGCGUGUUUCACGCGAUAUUAAGCUUCUUGAUGGAACUGCAGACAUUUAUUUAAAUUGGGAAUUGUGCUCAAAGAUGAAGCUACCAGCUAAUUUAAUGAGUAGGAAAAUGUGCUUGACUGAAAGAAAAAUUAAUUAACAAAUUUUUAUUGAAUUCUAAUUCGUUUAUUUUUAUUUCACAAAAUUUAUGAUUUUUAACAUAAUAAUAAUUCUAUGUACAGCUA
Chironomus riparius is the source of this 1288-nucleotide messenger RNA. The record is from the annotation of a GenBank genome assembly. NCBI's taxonomy places the organism in Eukaryota, Metazoa, Arthropoda, Insecta, Diptera, Chironomidae.